AACAUGGAGAAACACCUGUUCAGCCUGAAGUUCGCGGCCAAAGAACUGAACAGGAGUGCCAAAAAAUGCGACAAGGAGGAAAAGGCCGAAAAGGCCAAAAUUAAAAAGGCCAUUCAGAAGGGCAACAUGGAAGUUGCGAGGAUACACGCUGAAAAUGCCAUCCGCCAGAAGAACCAAGCGGUGAAUUUCUUGAGAAUGAGUGCGCGGGUGGAUGCGGUGGCUGCCCGAGUCCAGACCGCGGUGACCAUGGGCAAAGUGACCAAGACCAUGGCCGGUGUGGUGAAGACUACGGAUGCGACGUUGAAGACCAUGAAUCUGGAGGAGAUCUCCGCUUUGAUGGACAAAUUCGAGCACCAGUUUGAGACCCUGGACGUCCAGACGCAGCAAUUGGAAGACACGAUGAGCAGUACGACGACGCUGAGCACUCCCCAGAACCAGGUGGACAUGCUGCUCCGGGAAAUGGCAGAUGAGGCGGGCCUCGACCUCAGCAUGGAGCUGCCGCAGGGCCAGACCAGUUCCGUGGGAAUGAGCUUGGCUUCGGCUGAGCAGGAUGGACUGUCCCAGAGACUGGCCCGCCUUCGGGAUCAAAUCUGA
This is a messenger RNA of Onychomys torridus (southern grasshopper mouse), 594 nucleotides long. Its product is annotated as charged multivesicular body protein 1b-like. Gene Ontology annotation, cellular component: multivesicular body; ESCRT III complex. Gene Ontology annotation, biological process: late endosome to vacuole transport; endosome transport via multivesicular body sorting pathway; protein transport. Lineage: Eukaryota; Metazoa; Chordata; Mammalia; Rodentia; Cricetidae. The record is from RefSeq and is a predicted model, not a curated record. The transcript has a single exon. Bases 4 to 594 code for a protein of 196 amino acids.